AUGGGGAAGGUUCACGGUUCCCUCGCCCGUGCCGGCAAAGUCAAGAAUCAGACCCCCAAGGUCGCCAAGAAGGAGAAGAAGAAGCCACCCACCGGUCGCGCGAAGAAGAGGCAGCAGUUCAACAGGAGAUUCACGACUUCCGUCGGCCGCAAGAGGGGACCGAACGCGCAGACCCAGUAA
Neospora caninum is the source of this 180-nucleotide messenger RNA. RefSeq names its product putative 40S ribosomal protein S30. Lineage: Eukaryota; Apicomplexa; Conoidasida; Eucoccidiorida; Sarcocystidae. The transcript has 2 exons. Gene Ontology annotation, biological process: translation. Gene Ontology annotation, cellular component: cytosolic small ribosomal subunit; ribosome. The record is from RefSeq and is a predicted model, not a curated record. The coding region runs from base 1 to 180 and encodes 59 amino acids. Gene Ontology annotation, molecular function: structural constituent of ribosome.